Molecule: messenger RNA, 1032 nt
Organism: Magnusiomyces paraingens
Lineage: Eukaryota; Fungi; Ascomycota; Dipodascomycetes; Dipodascales; Dipodascaceae
Exons: 2
Coding region: 1-1032 (343 amino acids)
Biological process (GO): heme biosynthetic process
Cellular component (GO): cytosol
Molecular function (GO): zinc ion binding; porphobilinogen synthase activity
Source: RefSeq, a predicted model, not a curated record
AUGUCAUCAGAACACACAGCACAAUAUUCUAACGGGCUUCCCACUGCUAUCCCUUCACUUCUUUCCGGUGGUUACAACCAUCCUUUGGCUCGUGAGUGGCAAAACGAACGCCAACUAACUAAGAACAUGUUCAUUUAUCCUUUAUUUAUCACUGAUGAUCCCGACGCAGAAGAUGCUAUCAACUCCCUUCCUAAUCAAAAAAGAUGGGGUGUGAAUAAGCUUGUUCCUUUUGUUCAAACUCUUGUUGACAAGGGCUUGAGAGCUGUUAUUUUGUUUGGUGUGCCACUCAAAGAAGGUGUUAAGGAUGAACUUGGAACUCCAGCGGACGACCCAGAAGGCCCUGUCAUCCAAGGUAUUAAAACUCUCAGAAAGAAUUUCCCGGAUUUGUUUAUUAUGUGUGAUGUUUGCUUAUGCGAAUACACUUCUCAUGGACAUUGCGGAAUUCUUCGUGAUGAUGGAUCGAUUAAACGUGAAGAAUCAGUAAGACGACUAGCUGCUGUUGCCGUAAAUUAUGCAAAAGCGGGGGCUCAUGCAGUUGCCCCAUCUGAUAUGAUUGAUGGUCGUAUUAGGGAUAUUAAACAAGGUUUAUUGGAUGCCGAUCUCGCACACAGAACCAUGAUUAUGUCAUAUUCUGCCAAGUUUUCUGGAAAUCUUUAUGGUCCUUUUAGAGAAGCUGCCGGUUCAUGUCCGUCCCAAGGCGACCGAAAAGCAUACCAGCUUCCUCCUGGUGGAAGAGGACUUGCAAGACGUGCUUUAAGACGUGAUUUGGAAGAAGGGGCUGAUGCAAUCAUUGUCAAGCCCUCUACAUUUUAUCUUGAUAUUGUUUCUGAUGCUGCUAAUAUUUGCAGAGAUUACCCUAUUGCAACUUAUCAAGUUAGUGGAGAGUUUGCUAUGCUUCACGCUGCUGCUGAAAAAGGAAUCGUUGACCUGAAAACUAUUGCAUUUGAAGCUGCUUAUGGCUCUUUAAGAGCUGGCGCCAAUCUUUUGAUUUCGUAUUUCACACCCGAGUUUUUGGAUUGGCUUUCUUUAUAA